Nanorana parkeri is the source of this 720-nucleotide messenger RNA. Its product is annotated as gastrula zinc finger protein XlCGF67.1-like. Gene Ontology annotation, biological process: regulation of transcription by RNA polymerase II. Gene Ontology annotation, molecular function: DNA-binding transcription factor activity, RNA polymerase II-specific; RNA polymerase II cis-regulatory region sequence-specific DNA binding. NCBI's taxonomy places the organism in Eukaryota, Metazoa, Chordata, Amphibia, Anura, Dicroglossidae. The transcript has a single exon. The coding region runs from base 1 to 720 and encodes 239 amino acids. The record is from RefSeq and is a predicted model, not a curated record.
AUGGAGAAGAGAACUCACGGGGCGGAGAAGACAUAUCCAUGUCCCGAAUGUGGGAGAUGUUUUCUCCAAAAAUAUCUUCUGCAUCGUCACCAGACCAGCCACGUCGGAGAUAGAGAAGCUUCCUCCUCCGAACCUGGGAAAUGCUUUCAACAGAAAACAGCGGCUCUGCGACGCAAAAGACUUCACGCAAGGGCCAAACCGUUCUUGUGUCCCGAGUGCGGCAAGUGUUUUUCUCAGAGGGGCCACCUCAGUUCCCACGAGACGACUCACACGGGAGAGAAGCCCUAUUGCUGCUCGGAAUGCGGAAAGUGUUUUUCUCAGAGAUCGUCUCUGCUGACGCAUGAAAAACUUCACACCGGGGUGAAGCCGCAUUCGUGCUCCGAAUGCGGGAAGUCUUUUAUCCGGAGGUCGGUCCUCAAUUUGCACAAAAGGGUUCACACCGGGGAGAAGCCGUAUCCGUGUUCGGAAUGCGGGAGGCGGUUUUCGCAGAGGACACAUCUUAUAGUCCACGAAAGGACCCACACCGGGGAGAAGCCAUAUUCCUGCUCCGGAUGCGGCCAGUGUUUCUCCCGGAAAACCUAUCUGGACAAACAUCACCAAUCCCCCGGCAAAUGCUUUAAUGGCCAGUCGAGUUUUCUUGGUCAGGAGCGCUCCUGCACCACCAAGGAGGUGUUCUCUUGUGAUGGAUUUGGGGAAUCUUUUCAGUGUGAAAGAUCUUAG